UCUCGUGACUCUUCCUCGCUACAAUACUAUCUUCGGCAUAAAUUACAUGCGUGUAAGCAUACACUACAUUUGCGAAAAAUGGCAGCUGACGAAUAGAAAAAAGUGGAUCUUCAGUCGAAAAAAAGACGGCACUUACAAACUGGGUGAACAUCCCGCACGCCGUUUAUCGUCCACGGCAUCCUCAUCCGUCAACAUGGGAAAGACUCCACUAAAAGACCAGAAAGAUGGCAAAAAAGAGAAACUGGGAAAGCCGCUCCCAAUGCCAGGUACGACCCCUGCAGCAACUAAAGAUGUGUUCAGCUGGGAAAAAUACCUGAAGGAAACCUCGUCCACACCGGCGCCAGCAGGCUGCUUUCGUCAGGCUAGCGUCCCUCCUUCCAACGACUUCAAAGUGGGCAUGAAGCUCGAGGCUCACGACCCUCGCAAUUCCACCUCGGUUUGUAUCGCCACGGUGAUGGGCUUAACCGGGGUUCGUCUCCGUCUCCGCCUGGACGGCAGCGACAACAGCAACGACUUCUGGAGGCUGGUGGACUCGUCCGACAUCCAGCCUAUCGGCACCUGCGAAAAGAACGGAGACAUGCUGCAGCCGCCGCUGGGAUUUCGUAUGAAUGCCUCCUCCUGGCCCAUGUUCCUGUUGAGAACCCUGAACGGAGCAGAGAUGGCACCAGUGACAGCCUUCAAAAAGGAACCUCUGAGAUCUCCUCAAAACGGCUUCAAGCCAGGCAUGAAGCUGGAGGCGGUGGACAAGAAGAACCCGUACCUCAUCUGCCCCGCCACCAUCGGAGAAGUGAGAGGCGACGAGGUGUUUAUCAUGUUCGACGGCUGGAGGGGGGCCUUUGAUUACUGGUGCAAGUACGACUCCAGGGACAUCUUCCCCGUGGGCUGGUGCUCCCUCACCAAGCACAGUCUCCAGCCACCAGGCAACAGUGUUACUCUUCCGAAGAACCUGCAGAUCCUGCCGUCGUCGCCCUCCAAACCCAGCAGGCGCUCCAUGCAGUUGCCCUACAGAUACCCCACUCUACCCGCACUGCCCGUGAGGAAGGGGGUGAGAGGCCGUCGGCCCAAGAGCGAGACGCUCGCUCUGCUCAAAGCCGUGGCGGAGGCCGCGGCUUCCCACAAUGGAGCGGUUCCCAACGACACGCCGCUGAUGCCCCGGGUUCACAAGAAAAGAGGACCCAAAUCAGGAAGUAAGCGAAAGUCCAAGCUUCUGCAGAGCCCGACGCAGCUGCCAGGCAUCCAGGUUCCACAAGAAAACCCUCCCUGCCUCAACUCGGUGGUUUCAACAGUGUGCGUGUACGUGAAUAAGCACGGGAACUGCGGCCCCCACUUGGACAGGAAGCAGAUGCAGCGCCUUCCGGACCACUUUGGGCCGGGGCCAGUGAACGCCGUGCUCCAACAAGUGGUCCAGUCAUGUAUAGACUGCGCCUACCAGCCAAAAGUCCUUCUCAGCGCUCUGCAGAGUGACUCAGGGGGAGGCGAAGCUGUCAAAGUGAGAACAGACGGCGGUGUCCGUGUGAUCAAACUGCCGUCUGCCUCCAGUGCUUCCUUCGUGUUACGCUUCCUAGAGAGCAUGUGCCGUCACCUUCAGUGUGACAACCUGUUCAGCAGCCAGCCGUUCAGCCACUACGCCUCCUACGACAGGAACAAGUCUGUGAAAGAAGAGGCGCUUGAUGUUCCCUCUCUGGCCCGGGAUGGUAAACGCAGCCUCUCAGGGGUCUCUCCUCCAUACGCCGCCCCUCUCUCCCCCAAACAUCUACGAGCCGAGGCUCACCCAUCUGAAGCAGAGACUCUGCCACACGAAGAGAACGGCCACAUCAAGGAGCAGCGAUACAUGGACUCUGCUUCCAACUCCAUGACUCCCCGACCCCAAACGGCGCGGAGCUCCUCCGAGUACCACCCUCAGGCCAGCAGCCUCUACCAUCACAGCGGCAGCGCCACGAUGCGCCGCCACUCGUCUAACUCGGCAGAGCUCAGCUCGACGCAGCCUCUCAGACGAGUCGAAGCAGCUAGCUCCACCACCAGUUCCGAAUCGAUGGAUCGAGAGAAUGUGCAGCUGCCCAGUAAAAACCCUUCCUGCUGGUCCAUUGAGGAGGUGAUGCAGUUCGUCCGGGACGCAGACCCCACGGCGUUGGCGCCUCACGCAGAGCUAUUCAGAAAACAUGAGAUCGAUGGAAAGGCCUUGAUGCUUCUACGGAGCGACAUGAUCAUGAAGUACAUGGGUCUGAAACUGGGGCCGGCUCUGAAGCUCUGCCACCACAUAGAGCGGCUGAAACAAGGCAAACUGUAAACAGGAGCUGUGAUUCUCUAUCAGACAUGUGAGCAAUAAGCCCAGAAAGAGCCAGCGGUUCUGGAUCCUGACUCAUGGGGCCACGCAGGGGUUACAUGUUACACUAGACUCCUUCUGGAGGAGAAGGGGCACUUUUCGAUGUUACGACUUCAACGCGACUUCCAGAGCAGAGGGGCGGAGGGAAGGAAAAAAAAGAAGUGCGCCGUGCAUCGCUGACGCAUUACCUCAUCCCCCCUCAUCAGCGAAUAAAAAGCCGUUCAAGUCUAAUAAACAAACGCUGACUUCUAAGAAAUCCCAAAGCAAGAAUGAUCCCUGUAGUGUUUACGUUGCAUCACAGAGGCGACGACUUUUUUCCCCUUUUUUUUUUUUUUUUAAUGGAGCUGAAAUGUUUUGAUCCUGAUUUUUGGAUCCCCAAAGAUGGAGAAUGUUUUUUAUUAUUAUUAUUGUUAUUAUUAUUAUUAUUAUUACUGUUGAAUUUCUACCUAAUGAGAAAGGAUUCGUAUACUGAGAAAAACAAAAAGCAAACAUGAAACGUUCUUCAUACUCCAGAAGAGAAUUUCUAUGCUUUUGUCUGUACUGUUGCGUUAGUUAUUUUCAUUCCCUACUUAUCUGCCUAUAAGUAUAUCAUCUGCCUGAAGGAUGCCGCGCUGUGCAGACAGACAUUUUCACAGAUUCUGUCAGUGUCAUUGCCAGGAAUAACGUUAUCUAUUUUUUAUUUUUUUUAAUGAGCUGGAUGGUUUUGGAAUCAUUAACUAUAUUUUUGUGUCUUAGCGGGUUCGAAAUUGCCUCUCAUUGGUAAAGAUGCUCCGAUCAGAAUCCCGUAGCCAAUGUCUGAUCUUCAGUUUUUGUCAAUCUCUCUUUAUUAGGUAUAAUAUACCUUAUUCUACAGUUCCUGCUUAUAAGCUAUUUAUGUCAGAGGCAACGUCACACCAUGUGUGUGAGAGAGCAGUUGCUGUAAAACAGGAAGUUUAACUUUAAAAUUGCUUUAGCUUCUUGUAUUAUCUCGGUUAGCAUGACCUGUGACAACGGGCUCUGCAUUUCUGAGAGAAGGUAUAUUCUUGUCUUCCAAAAUGCCAACUUUUACAAAUCCAAAUUAUUCCAUCGCAAAAAAGUCGGAAGGCUGAAAAGGAUAAUGUUGCUUUUAUAUAAGAAGUGGCCAAUGUUACUGCAAGAAGGUUUUUUUUAUCAGUUAAGAACUGAUAAAAACAGAAAUGUUAUUGGUUGUUGACGAAAGCGUCAUCAUUCCCCAUCACAUCCCUAAAAUCCGAGUAAAUUUAUGAAAUGAGAAGUCAGUUGUGUUUAACAGUUUUUGUUUUAGAAAAACACAAAUAUCAUUUCAAAAUUGCAGAUAUAGAUGCUAAUACAAUAUCUACAUAAGGCAUACAAUACCUUAAUA
Molecule: messenger RNA, 3683 nt
Organism: Poecilia reticulata (guppy)
Lineage: Eukaryota; Metazoa; Chordata; Actinopteri; Cyprinodontiformes; Poeciliidae
Product: Scm polycomb group protein like 2
Biological process (GO): negative regulation of DNA-templated transcription
Cellular component (GO): nucleus
Molecular function (GO): histone binding; chromatin binding
Source: RefSeq, a predicted model, not a curated record